CCUACUGCAUUUACAGUAGGAUUUGUUGGCUGGAUAUAAUGUUGGUGCUGACAAUGUCUCUGAUGUUAUUUAUUUGCCGUCUUUGGAUUGUGUGUUGUCACUGAAGCCCCGGGCACUCAUUACACAUCUGACAAGAUGGCAGGAGAAAUCUUUACCAACUUGGAUAACCUGUGUAAUGUGGAUUGCACUAAUGUCCACCCCCUGGUGUGUCACAUGUGCCAUGAGCAGUACCAAUCCCCGUGUUUAUUGGACUGCUACCAUAUCUUCUGUGCCCGGUGCCUGCGAGGCCGUACCAAUGACAGCCGACUCAGCUGCCCCCUCUGUGGUUAUCCAUCCAUAGUAAAAGGGAAUAGCUCCCUCCCACCAGAGGACCGUCUGCUGAAGUUCCUGGUCGACAACAAUGCGGACGCUGAGGAGACAGUGCAGUGUGCCAACUGUGACCAGGAAAGUAACACAAAGGACGCAGGGGUGAUGUACUACUGUAACACUUGUAGCCAGCCACUUUGCAGCGCCUGCAAGGAGUUGACUCACAAGGCCAGAAUGUUUUCCCACCAUGAGAUUGUAUCCCUGGUCAAACGCACCAGAGCCAAACACAGGAAGUGCUCUCUCCACGAGGAGCCCUACAUCCUGUUCUCAACAGAGAAUCAGUCCAUGCUUUGCAUCAAGUGCUUCAGAGACAUGCAGGUGGAAAGUCGGACUCACUGCAUUGAUAUUGAAACAGCUUACAUGCAGGGCUGUGAGAUGUUGGACCAGGCUGUGCUGGUGGUGAAGGAGCUGCAGACUUCGGCUCAAGAGGCGAUCCUUCAGCUGCGAGCAAUGAUAGGAGAAGUGUGUCUCAAUGUGGAGGAAGAAGAGAGUGCAAUCUGUACUCUGUUCAACAGCUUGCAGGAAAAACUAGCAGAGCGGAAGAAGAUUCUACUAAAAGCAGCUCAGAGUCAACACGAGGAGAAGGAGAAAGCACUAAAGGAGCAGCUCUCACACCUUAAUGCCCUCCUACCAACCCUCCAGGUGCACCUCGUCACCUGUUCAGCCUUCCUUAGCUCAGCUAACAAGUUUGAGUUUUUGGACAUGGGCUACCAACUCAUGGAGAGGCUGAAGAGGAUUGUGAAGCUCCCUCAUCGACUGAGACCGGUGCAGAGCAGCAAAAUCAACACGGACUACAGAAGUGAGUUUGCUCGCUGUCUGGAGCCCUUACUGCUGCUGGGUCAGCGCUGCCCUUCUUCUGUUGCCGGAUCUAUAAGUGUCGCAGCAAGGCACCAGUCCCCCCUCUCCGUGUCCUGCCGCUCCCCGUCUCUCAGUGAGAUGCCCCUGGGCUCGGUGUGCGGGCGAAGGCCCACCUGUCACCGCAACAUCUGCACCAAGGUGCUCCUGGCUGAGGGGAAGGAAACGCCCUUCACCGAGCACUGCCGUAACUAUGAGAACACCUACAGGACUCUCCAGACAGAGAUUCAGAAUCUGAAGGACCAGGUCCAGGAGCUGCACCGAGAUCUGACCAAGCACCACUCCAUCAUCAACACAGAUCAAAUGAGAGAGAUCAUGGACAGAUCGCUGCACAUCGACAGCCAGAUAGCUUCCCAGCACGCCACCGUGGAAACUAUGAGAGUCAUGUUUGAAGAGGUCUGGGAUGAGACUUUUCAGAGGGUCACUAAUGAGCAGGAUAUCUAUGAAGCCCAGCUUCAUGACCUGAUGCAGCUGAAGCAGGAGAACUCUUACCUAACCACGAUCACCAGACAGAUCAGCCCGUACAUCCUGUCCAUUGCCAAAGUCAAAGAGCGACUCGAGCCCAGGUUUCAGGAGCCUAAAGAGCACCAUGACGACCGCACAGAAACAAUGCUGAAAAUCUAUGAAGACGGCACAGUCGCUAAAGAUGGUCAAGACAGUGACAACCAGACCUGUGUCACAGACCUAGACAGACACAAGAACAACCGCCCACUGAUCCUCGAAUCGGGGGAGAGCUCUGUCAAGACCAAUCGCCCGGGCAGGCCGAGGGUUCCCAUGGAGACGGCCAGCCACAAUGAGAUGCCUUCUUAAACACCAUGUCAUUUGAUUUCCUGCCCCCCUCUCCCUUAAUGUGCCUUAACUCAACCAUAGCGAAGCCCAGGACGGUAUGUCACUUAUUCUGCUGUCCGGAUACUGUACAUAACAAUUUCACAGCAGCGUGGAGCUGUCAACAGCUCCAAAGUGAGCCCUCGGGACAGACACUAACUGGAGAUAGACGCGUGGAGGUCAAUCACUGUCAAAGUGGGACAUGGACAGCCUCCUUGUUUAAAAUGGACAAAGAUAACACCAUUUAGAAUGACUUAAAACAGAGUGAAUAAUCUUUUACUUUUGCUUUGGCUGUUGAAAUGAUAAGUAUGCUGAGAGUG
This is a messenger RNA of Perca fluviatilis (European perch), 2366 nucleotides long. RefSeq names its product ring finger protein 207a (gene rnf207a). Gene Ontology annotation, molecular function: transmembrane transporter binding; zinc ion binding; Hsp70 protein binding. The transcript is spliced from 18 exons. Bases 136 to 2031 code for a protein of 631 amino acids. Gene Ontology annotation, biological process: regulation of cardiac muscle contraction; regulation of heart looping. The record is from RefSeq and is a predicted model, not a curated record. Gene Ontology annotation, cellular component: perinuclear region of cytoplasm. NCBI's taxonomy places the organism in Eukaryota, Metazoa, Chordata, Actinopteri, Perciformes, Percidae.